UUCUUGCUGACCGCUUUGUCUUUCUUCCUCUUCUGUCUGAGAGGCGGCUCAGCCGGGGACAUCACGACAUUUGUUGCCUGCCGCCGCUGCACUGAAGCACGGAAGUUAGCCAUGACAUCUUCCCACAUCAUCGGGUACUCUAGCAACGAAAUGCACAUCAGGUCAGUCAGUCGGGCAUCGCACAAAUUCACACGCAACCUAGACUUAAUGAUGUUCUGGCGGCUGAAGCCGCGCUCGCACUCUACUGUGCUGAGAGGCAUAACAGCAACAGCCACCCAUAAGCGGACGAGGUUGGGAUAGGAGGUGCGCCAGUCUUCGGAUCUGAGAAUGUUCUUCAAGCAGUUGUGGAAUGACGUAUCCUUGUAAUGACCGUGGAGCAUGCGUGUGAAUCGAGGCAGCUCUCUUUCCGCCUUGCCCCAAUCAACUCCUGAACAAGGGAGGGUAAAUAACCACAAGUCACUAAGUCACAGCCUGACACAUCACAAGGUGGGAGGGGGGGGAGGGCUUCCACGUGCAUGGUUAAUGUAAGGUUGAGUGAAGAAAUCCUCACCCGGCAAGGCACACUGUUCGGCGUUGAAGAGGACCUUUAGUGAACCGAACCACUCGGCGCACAGACGGUCGCGCUUUGCAACGGAGUCGGGGUAAGCAUCGGGGAAGAACAGUUUCGACCCACGGAGACUGUUGAGGCUCUCCAUCCGCGUCUCCAAGUUGCGGAUGAUGGCCUGCACAAAAAGGGUGACAAGGGAGAUGCAUGACUCCAUGUCUCCCUCACUCUUCUGGCCUGACAGAGCUUUCUCGUGCAGCUUAAAGGUGUGAGCCGUCGGGUUGCCAGCGCCGUCAAUGCCCUCCAUUGUCACCAUCCGCUUGUUCUUCGGGCCAUGCUCCUCCAAAAACUCGGUGAGUAGCUUGGAAUCCUCGCCGAAGUUGACGCCAUACUCCACGUAGCGAGAGCGGAGGAUGCUGCAUGUGUUCUCUACUAGCUGGGCCACCUUGGUGGGAAGGACAUAAGGUAAAUUAGUUGAAGGGACAGGAGAGUUAAUAAGUUUAGGAACAAGAUAUUAAAAGUGCACGCAGGGCAAACACUCACCGCACGGCGCUGGAACUUCUUGUUCAAGUUGUUGAGCUCCUUAAGAACAUCAGCCAGGAAAAACAGAAGGAAGUGGAACUUAAAGCUGCUAACGACAUGGUACAUGUCAUCAUCGAACUCAUACAACAGCAACACUGCAGCCGGAAAGACUUGCACGAGACGCUGAAUGGCAUCACCGCGAGACAACCAGCGAAUGUCUUUGAUACCCUGCAUUUCAAGUGUCGUGUCGUGGAUGAGACUCUGCAGCUCCUGGAAUCUUGAGUGCACGACAAUGGAGGAGCCAAGGAUGUCGGCUAGGCUUCGGACGACUUUGUCGACGAUAUCGAGGUCGGGACAACCGUUGGCAACAUCCUUAGCCGCGAGCGCCUCUCUGCAAAGAGCACGUAACUAAGAUUAGCGAUGUUUCUGGAUGCCAGGGUACCACCAUACAAAUGUAUGAUUCAACAAUCUCACCUGUGGGCGAUGCAAUGACAGGACACGAGAUGCGGGACCCUGGCGCGAAGCUGAGCGACAAGGCCGCGGUCUACGGAGGUGGGUUCAAGGUGGUCCAGCAGCAGCGUCAGUAGAGAGGUCGCAUCACACCUCUCAACUGUUAGGUGCCCGAAAAACUCGGUCACCACCUUGGCGUUCUUCAAGAAGGUGAGGUACACAAUCAUGUGUUUACCACGCCUCCUAUCGGUGCUCUCGUCGAGCUGGAUGCCCACGAAUGGCGACUGUUGAAUGUGCUUCAUCUGCUGUGCUCGUAGGUAAACGACGAGUGCUUCUGUGAUUUGCUUGAAGCCGUACCUACAGCAGGAAAAAAAUCAACGGUUAGAGAGUUUUUAACAUUUAAGUUAACCAAAACGAUUGCAGAGCCCAACUUACUGAGAUUGGUAAGACCCGGGGGAUUUCUCGGGGAUGUGGGGAGUGCGGAGAUCAUAGAGAAGACGGACCAGAGAAACAAACAUGGCAAUAGAAGCAUCAGACUUGCAAAUCCAAAGCACAACAAUCAUCAACUGCCUGAGCCGCGCGUCGGCUCCCUGAUUGUCGUUGAAAUCGACAAUGCUCGGCUGCGCAGCGUUUAGGCCAUCCAACUGUUUCUGCCGAUCCUCCGCAGCCUCGUGCUUCUUGCUUUGGGAGUGCUUCACCAUCGUCUGCUUCUGAAUGUCGACACCUCCAUUGCCGUAUUUGCCGUACUGCCACUUCGGAGGAGCGUGCGCCAUGCACAAUCGACACUUCAUGCACGGACGUCUGUCGGGGCGUUGGUCGAUGAGCAGCCAGGGGAAUUUUCGCACCCACUGCUCUUUGGCCUUCGCCUUCAGUUCUGCAAGAAGUGCAUUGGGGUCGGGGAUGAGACGAGAGUGGCUUCCCGUGCUCGGCAUCGGAUCAGGGGCUGAAGCAGACGUUCCAGCCUCUUGGGUCGCAGAUGGCGUUGCAUCAGCAGCAGGUCGGGAAGUCUCUAGCCUGAUGUGAGGAACUCGGGUACGCGCAAAUCGAAUGGUGCUUUGCGUGUACCUUCCAGCAGGCAGUCUUGAAGGCAGUGCUGGGAUCGCGGCUACUGAGAGUGGAGGCGAAGGGAUCCCCGCGGAAGCAGUGGGAGAGCUAGGAGAGGCAGCAGGAGUGGAUGCGAGCAAAGGCUCAGCAUCAAUGUCCGGGAGUAAGUCAGAGAAAGGCAGAGGCACGGCUGGGGAACUAACAGCUAGCGCGGGCACGGCCUCUGGCGUCUCUCGCCUAGGCGGAGGCUGGCGUAGAAAAUCCAGGCCCCUCAUUAGGGGUGCUGUAGCAGGAACGGGCUGUGCUAUGGCGGUGGCGCCGUCAUCAGUGGUGGCGCUGCCAGCCAUCUAAAACUCAUUGGCGCAGCAAACGAGCGAGGUACGCUACGAGGCAUGUCCAACCUGGGUGCGGUAACGAUAGUGAAACGAGGGCAUACUGGCGGACAGGGGAGCUUGUCGAAGAGAAGGGUGAAGAAGAAAGGGAGUUCCCCACCUCUCUUUCAGCAUGCAUCGAACCGCAAGCCGUUUCAAUGGUGUAGAUUAGAGUGUUCCCCCUAAGACGAAGGUUCGUGGGGAGGCCAGCUAGGAAUGCAUGUUGCGACAAGCCAAUGGGAGAGUAUGCUGCAAUGGCUAAUAGGACAACCCAAUUGGAGAGGCCCCGCUGCCUUACCUAGCAGGACAAGCCAAUGGGAGGGGCUCUGCCCUGUCUAACAGGACAAGCCAAUGGGGGAGAGAGAUGCUGCCAAUGCAUGGAUGCACUGAGGGCAACUGUGGAGAGUCAUUGUGUGUUGGAAGGGGAUGGGCCAAUGAGACUACAUGGCUGACUCAAUCGCCCACUGCGGCGCCACACCGUGAGCAACAUAUGAUUCAGCACUUGUCUCACCGACGUUGUGCUGGCGCCAAAACUAUAAGUAAUGAUGCCCCACUGGGCGUGCUAUCGAGCGAUUUGCUGUACACGCGGGGAUUUUGGGGGGGCUGGAUGCAACCUCACAGUAAUCGGUUUCAGACGAACGUAUUCACUAAGUCUGUAGAAUCAGAAGAACAAGAACACACAUUCUGAAAUUUCAGAAGGACUAUAAUUCAGUUUCUAGGGCAUCAGAAAUUCUAGA
Closterium sp. NIES-67 is the source of this 3668-nucleotide messenger RNA. The record is from the annotation of a GenBank genome assembly. Lineage: Eukaryota; Viridiplantae; Streptophyta; Zygnematophyceae; Desmidiales; Closteriaceae.